GAGUCAGUUCCGCGGUAGAGGUGACCUGACUCUCUGAGGCUCAUUUUGCAGUUGUUGAAAUUGUCCCCGCAGUUUUCAGCCAUGCCCCCUGUUUUAGAAAAUUGGUGUAUCCUUUUGUUUCCUUCACGUAAUUCACCAAUGGAUUCCCUGGCCUAAAAUAGUACCAACUACAUGAUAGGAACUUAAUGCUGUUUUGUUUAAUGAAUGAAUUAAAUGAGACAACAGCUCAUCAGUGGAUUUAUAAGUCUGAACCAAUCAGAGUCCUUGUGACUGGAGCAGCUGGUCAAAUUGCAUAUUCACUGCUGUAUAGUAUUGGAAAUGGAUCCGUCUUUGGUAAAGAUCAGCCUAUAAUUCUUGUGCUGUUGGAUAUCACCCCCAUGAUGGAUGUCCUGGACGGUGUCCUAAUGGAACUGCAAGACUGUGCCCUUCCCCUCCUGAAAGAUGUCAUCGCAACAGAUAAAGAAGAGGUUGCCUUCAAAGACCUGGAUGUGGCCAUUCUCGUGGGCUCCAUGCCAAGAAGAGAAGGCAUGGAGAGAAAAGAUUUACUGAAAGCAAAUGUGAAAAUCUUCAAAUCCCAGGGUGCAGCCUUAGACAAAUACGCCAAGAAGUCAGUUAAGGUUAUUGUUGUGGGUAACCCAGCCAAUACCAACUGCCUGACUGCGUCCAAGUCGGCUCCAUCCAUCCCCAAGGAGAACUUCAGUUGCUUGACUCGUUUGGAUCACAACCGAGCUAAAGCUCAAAUUGCUCUUAAACUUGGUGUGACUGCUAAUGAUGUAAAGAAUGUCAUUAUCUGGGGAAACCAUUCCUCGACUCAGUAUCCAGAUGUCAACCAUGCCAAGGUGAAAUUGCAAGGAAAGGAAGUUGGUGUUUACGAAGCUCUGAAAGAUGACAGCUGGCUCAAGGGAGAAUUUGUCACGACUGUGCAGCAGCGUGGCGCUGCUGUCAUCAAGGCUCGAAAACUAUCCAGUGCAAUGUCUGCUGCAAAAGCCAUCUGUGACCACGUCAGGGACAUCUGGUUUGGAACCCCAGAGGGAGAGUUUGUGUCCAUGGGUGUUAUCUCUGAUGGCAACUCCUAUGGUGUUCCUGAUGAUCUGCUCUACUCAUUCCCUGUUGUAAUCAAGAAUAAGACCUGGAAAUUUGUUGAAGGUCUCCCUAUUAAUGAUUUCUCACGUGAGAAGAUGGAUCUUACUGCAAAGGAACUCACAGAAGAAAAAGAAACUGCUUUUGAAUUUCUUUCCUCUGCCUGACUAGACAAGGAUGUUACUAAGUGCUUCAAAGCUGAAGAAUCUAAAUGUCGUCUUUGACUCAAGUACCAAAUAAUAGUAAUGCUCACUUAAAUUACUUGUGAAAAACAACACAUUUUAAAGAUUAUGUGCUUCUUGGUACAGGUUUGUGAAUGAUAGUUUAUCAUCAUGCUGUUAGUAUGCAUUCUAAAUAAAUAUAUACCCAAAUGAAA
Molecule: messenger RNA, 1456 nt
Organism: Macaca mulatta (Rhesus monkey)
Lineage: Eukaryota; Metazoa; Chordata; Mammalia; Primates; Cercopithecidae
Gene: MDH1
Product: malate dehydrogenase 1
Biological process (GO): malate metabolic process
Molecular function (GO): L-malate dehydrogenase (NAD+) activity
Source: RefSeq, marked reviewed